Messenger RNA from Pipistrellus kuhlii (Kuhl's pipistrelle), 1161 nucleotides. RefSeq names its product 2-acylglycerol O-acyltransferase 2-like. NCBI's taxonomy places the organism in Eukaryota, Metazoa, Chordata, Mammalia, Chiroptera, Vespertilionidae. Gene Ontology annotation, cellular component: endoplasmic reticulum membrane. Bases 221 to 1075 code for a protein of 284 amino acids. Gene Ontology annotation, biological process: diacylglycerol biosynthetic process; triglyceride biosynthetic process. Gene Ontology annotation, molecular function: diacylglycerol O-acyltransferase activity. The record is from RefSeq and is a predicted model, not a curated record. The transcript has 6 exons.
GCCGCUUCUGCCGGAGUCUCCAGGUGUUUGCGGUCCUACAAUGGCUCUUCCUCUUCUUGGGGCUGUGUGAGUCCCUGAAUCCCUGGACUUAACCUCCUCACACACGCCUGAGGCUCUGCUGCCCCAUUACAGGGGGGAGCCCAGGUGUGCCUGGCUCUGCUGAUCCUUGCACUCCUAAGCCGGGCCUGGAUACUAGGGGUCCUCUACCUGGUCUGGCUCUAUGGAGACAGGAACACCCCACAGACAGGAGGCCGCAGAUCUGCCUGGGUCCGCAACUGGGCCAUCUGGAGACACUUCCGGGACUACUUCCCCAUCUCGUCUCACCACGGGGGCGGGGUGUGUCUCCUCUGCCCCCCAGCUGGUUAAAACCGCAGAGCUGGAUCCCUCCCACAACUACCUCUUCGGCUUCCACCCUCACGGCGUCCUGGUCAUCGGGGCCUUUAGCAACUUUUGCACCGAGGCCACCGGCUUCUCCCGCCUCUUCCCUGGCUUCCGCCCACACCUGCUCAUGCUUCCCUUUUGGUUCCACCUUCCUGUCUUCCGGGACUGCAUCAUGCUUAGUGGUUUGGUGUCCUCAGCCAAGGCCAGCAUCGCCUAUCUGCUGUCUAGGCCUGGCGGCGGCCAGGUGGCCGUCCUGGCCGUGGGAGGGCCCCUGGAGGCGCUGGAGGCAAAGCCCGGAGCGCUGAGCUUGCGGAUCCGGAAUCAGAAGGGAUUCGUCAAGCUGGCGCUGGAGCACGGGGCCUCUCUGGUUCCCGUCUUCUCUUUUGGGGAGAACGACGUCUUCCAGCAGGUCCCGAACCCCCCGGGUUCGUGGUUGCGGAUGGCUCAGGAGGCGCUGCAGCCGCUCCUGAGGUUGUCCCUGCCGCUGUUCCACGGCCGCCUGGGCCCCCUGCCCUUCCGCAGCCACAUCUGCACCGUAGUGGGGGCCCCGAUCCAGGUGCGGCGGAGCCCCCGGCCCGGCCGGGCGCAGGUGGACGCGCUGCACGCGCUCUACGUGGAGCGGCUCACACAGCUGUUCGAGGAGCACAAGGCGCGCUACGGGGUCCCGGCCGACCAGCACCUGAUCCUCACCUAGGCGCGCCAGCGCCUCCCAUCCCCUCCCCCCCUGCCGCCCCCUAGGACUGUGGAUGGGGGUGACAUUAAAGGCGGGAACAGACUCGC